AUGGGAAGGGAACUUUUUGACGAGAUCAGCUUGAACGUGAUAGCAUUCUUGGAGGGUCACUCAGGGGUGUCCAAGGUUUAUUUCCACGACAAGGCUGCUGUCUCCUCCUUCGCGCUCAACUCGUGGGAUCGCUCCAACCAUCCCUGCGCGUUGCCCGAGGACCUCAAGGCGUUUCUCAGCAUCUCCGACGGCCUGCUGGUCAAAUGGGAUGCCAGGCUGCACGGUGACAGCUGGGAGAGGAGGAGAGACUCUCACGUUGGCGAGGCAGGCGAGACGUUCGCGCUUGGAUGCAUGAGCAUCAACGCGGUCAAUCAGAUGGUCGAGACGCCAGUCAACUGGGAGGAUGACGCGGCAUGGACGGAGAUGCUCAUGGGGCAGGGAGAUCUCCUCCCUCCCACGGAUUCCCUCAGCAGCAUCUCACCUUCUUUGAUCCAAGAGGCCCGCCUCCUUCGAGAGAAGUUCCGUGCGUUCGAUCUGGACAGCAGCAACGGAAAAGUCUGUCUGCUGUUUGUGAAGCCUUCGAGCGCUCAGGUUUGGUUCCAAGACUUGAGCAAGCGAUGGUUCUUCAUCUCCCAUUCCUUCACCGACUAUUUUCGCCUCCUCGUCAUGCAUCUUGGCAUCCCAAAUUGGCAGUCAACGUUCACUGAUAUCGGGUUAGACGAGGGCACGAAGAGAUGGUUUCGCUUCAUGUCGCCCGAGAGGCUCGCCAUCGACUUGGAGCAGUUCAGCGUCCUGGAACAGAGGAGGAGAGUGUUCAGAGGAGAGACACGGACCUCCUCUCCCCCCCAACCCGACAAGACCUUGACAGAGACAGAAGCAGCUGCUGAAAGUGCUGGAGGGAUGCGCGUUGACCUUGAGAACCUUGAGAAGACACAGAGCAAGUGA
Messenger RNA from Guillardia theta CCMP2712, 885 nucleotides. RefSeq lists its product as hypothetical. The transcript is spliced from 7 exons. NCBI's taxonomy places the organism in Eukaryota, Cryptophyceae, Pyrenomonadales, Geminigeraceae. The record is from RefSeq and is a predicted model, not a curated record. Bases 1 to 885 code for a protein of 294 amino acids. Gene Ontology annotation, biological process: protein polyglutamylation.